AUGCGCAUAAAGUACCGCGAGUACGGAGUACAUGGUCGGUCAUCACUGGGAAGUGGCCGGUUCCGAAAGCGAGCAUGCACGGCCCGGAGACGGAGGCGGGAACAAGGACAUGCAUCGCUCCGAGACACGGUGUAUCAUCAAGGUCAUGGUCCUGUUGAUGGUCGUCGUGGGACUAAGAAAAUGGGGAGCCGGUGUACCGGUGACCAGGGCAGUGUAGUUACCUACUGUACAUCACCCAGGGCCCGCGCCUCAAUCGACCAUGUCGACCAGGGAUCAACAGCAGCGAGUGAUAAGACGCGCGAACAGGACUGGACGAUCGAGGCCGUUCAGAACUUCAGGUUGGGCUGGGAACAGGAUCAGUGGUCCGGGGGUUCGUUUCAGCAACCACAACCUCCAGUCGUCAUCAUCCCUACAUCACCAUACAUCGUAUAUCCGGCACCACCACCAACCAUCACCAACACCACUCCUAAUGGUGACCCAUGCUAG
Ilyonectria robusta is the source of this 486-nucleotide messenger RNA. RefSeq lists its product as uncharacterized. Lineage: Eukaryota; Fungi; Ascomycota; Sordariomycetes; Hypocreales; Nectriaceae. The record is from RefSeq and is a predicted model, not a curated record. Bases 1 to 486 code for a protein of 161 amino acids. The transcript is spliced from 2 exons.